GGCGGCAAGCCCGGCGGAGGGAAGGGCAAGGGCGGCGGGGACACCGCCGGGAAGGGCAAGGCGGGCGGCAGGGGCGGCGGCGGCCACGGCGGGGCGGCGCCGGAGCCGACGCACGCCGAGGCGCCCCUCGUGCACCACGGCGAGGUCGUCACGUUCUCGCCGGAGCUCUCUGCCCCCGUCCUGGGCAUUUUUGUGGACGAGGACGUGGGCGCGGAGUGCAUGGGCGGCGCGGGGUGGAUCCAGAACGAGGAGGCCCCGGGCCCGCGGACGCCACCGCCGGGCGCGGAGGGGGCGCUGCUAGUGCCUGGGGGGUCUUCAGGCGCCGCGCCGCUGUCGCCCGAGCCGUGGGGCUGCGACGGGUACGCAGCGGUGGAGGGCUGUGGCUGGCCACCGCGCGCGGCGCCUCCGGCCCGGGCCCCCUGGGAGUGGGCGGGCCGCGCGGGCGCGCCGGGAGGCGGCGCUCCGGCGGCGGCGGGCGCGGCGCGGGGCGCGUGGCCGGGGCCCGUGCCGCUCGCGCUGGCCGACCAGGUUGAGGAGCCCGUCAGCGGCAACGGCGGAUGGGCUGGUUCCUUUCGCUUCUCGUUCUGCAUCCGCUCCGCGGAAGGGAACGACCUGGGCCUGGACGUCGCGUACGAGGAAGGAGACACUGACCUGCUCGUGGCGGCCGUCCUCGAAGGAGGCGCCAUCGACUCUUGGAACCGCCAGUGCUGUGGGGACAAGGCGUCCAGGGCCAUCCAGGCGGGCGACAGGAUCGAGAGCGUCAACGGCGCGACCGGAAUCCUGGACAUGCUGUGGGAGGUCCAUGCGAAGAAGUUGCUCCGGCUCUGCGUCCGGCGCGACUUCCACCGACCCCGAUCUUAAACCUACAGGGCCGAGCGUACGCUCGCCGCUCGCGGCUACAGGCCCGGGGCCUCUCAGAGAGGUCGGCCCUUGUCCGCCUCCGCACUUGGGGGGGCAUGCCCGACCUGGGCCUCUUCGCCCGAGGGUCGGGCGGCGGCGCGCCCCGCGUCUCGGCUCGGGCGCGGCCGGCGCGGGGAGCGCCCGCGCGCCGAGAGCGGGCAGGAGGGGGAGCAGGGAGGGGGAGACGGGCGCCGCUCUGAGGGGGCGUGAAAUUAGUG
This is a messenger RNA of Prorocentrum cordatum, 1118 nucleotides long. The record is from the annotation of a GenBank genome assembly. Lineage: Eukaryota; Dinophyceae; Prorocentrales; Prorocentraceae.